AACAUGCAUUUACGCAUAGAAAUUCUGGUCACCACCUAAAUAGAUUCGAAUUUAAUUUGACCCGACAUUUAUAGUCAAAAGUCAAACUUGACACCCUCCUUUCCCUCUACCCUGGUUCUUACUUUCUUAUAGUAGUUCCUACCAGUUUUCGUUAUGUUUCGCACAUUCUCUCCCUUCCCCUAUUUCCAAACAUUCCAUACUUGGAUCUCCAUCCCUUUUUCACGAUAAAUAAAACAGAGAAACAAGAAAAACAUAGGAAAUUCAAGAGAGUUAACAAAAUGUGUGGGAUCUUUGCAUACUUGAAUUUCAAUGUGAAUAGAGAAAGACGUUACAUUUUAGAAGUUCUCUUAAAUGGUUUACGCCGUUUAGAAUAUCGUGGCUAUGAUUCUUCUGGGAUUUCCAUUGAUUCUUCUUCAAUUUCUGAAAAUGUCAUUUUGUCUCCUCCUCCCCUUGUUUAUAGGCAAGAGGGCAACAUUGAAUCUCUAGUCAAGUCGGUUUAUGAAGAAGUUGCAGCCACAAAAUUGAACCUGGAGGAGUCGUUUUCCGUUCAUGCUGGAAUCGCUCACACUCGAUGGGCAACUCAUGGUGAGCCAUCACCAAAAAACAGUCAUCCACAGACAUCUGGUCCUGAAAACGAGUUUGUGGUUGUGCAUAAUGGGGUUAUUACUAACUACGAGGUACUGAAAGAAACUCUAAUGCGACAUGGUUUCACAUUUGAAUCUGAUACUGAUACCGAAGUAAUACCGAAGCUCGCUAAGUAUGUCUAUGAUAAAGCUAAUGAAGGACAAGCAGAGAAUACUGUCUUAUUCAGUGAUGUUGUCCUUGAGGUUAUGCGGCAUCUUGAUGGAGCAUAUGCCCUCAUAUUCAAAAGCAGACAUUAUCCGAAUGAGCUGAUUGCGUGUAAACGUGGUGGUCCAUUGCUUCUUGGUGUCAAAGAAUUAACAGAAGAUGAAAAUUCUGGAGCAUCAUUUUCUGACUUUAAAAUUUUGAAGGAUGGGCAGCCGAAGGAACUUUUCAUAUCAAGUGAUGCUAAUGCUCUUGUUGAGCAUACAAAAAAGGUUUUGGUGAUUGAAGAUGGAGAAGUAGUUCAUCUUAAGGAUGGAGGGGUGACAAUUCUCAAAUUUGAAAAUGAAAAAGGAAAAAACAGCGGGGCUCUCUGUCGGCCUGCUUCUGUGCAACGGGCAUUGUCCAUUCUUGAGAUGGAAGUUGAACAAAUAAACAAAGGAAAAUAUAAACACUAUAUGCAAAAAGAGAUUCAUGAACAACCAGAGUCCUUGAGAACAACGAUGAGGGGAAGACUUAUUCGUGGAGGUUCUAGCAAAGCCAAGUCUGUUCUUUUAGGUGGAAUCAAAGAUCAUUUAAAAACUAUUAGGCGAAGCAGGCGUAUACUUUUUAUAGGAUGUGGUACAAGUUACAAUGCUGCUUUAGCCGCUAGGCCCAUUUUGGAAGAACUUUCCGGUAUUCCUGUUACGAUGGAAAUCGCCAGUGAUCUGGUUGACAGGCAAGGACCCAUUUAUAGGGAAGACACUGCUGUCUUUGUCAGCCAAUCCGGCGAAACAGCCGAUACAUUGCAAGCGCUGGAAUAUGCUUUAGAAAAUGGGGCUCUAUGUGUUGGUAUAACAAAUACUGUUGGCAGCGCUAUUGCUCGAAAUACGCACUGUGGUGUGCAUAUAAACGCAGGCGCUGAAAUUGGUGUGGCAAGUACCAAGGCAUACACAAGUCAAAUCGCUGUGAUGGCUAUGCUAGCCCUAGCGAUUGCUGAUGAUACCAUUUCUAAUCAAGACAGACGAGAAGCUAUAAUAGAUAGUUUAUUUGAAUUGCCAAGUAGAGUAAAAGAGGUACUUAAACUCGACCACGAAAUGGAGGAGCUUGCUCAACAAUUGAUCGAUGAGCAAUCCCUCCUUGUUUUCGGGAGAGGAUACAAUUAUGCAACAGCCCUUGAAGGUGCAUUGAAAGUAAAAGAGGUGUCUUUGAUGCACAGUGAAGGAAUACUUGCUGGGGAAAUGAAACAUGGUCCAUUGGCUCUUGUUGACGAAAACCUUCCGAUUGUUGUAAUUGCCACUCGCGAUAAUUGCUUCAGCAAGCAACAGUCGGUAAUCCAGCAACUUCAUGCACGCAAAGGCCGGUUGAUUGUGAUGUGUUCAAAAGGCGAUGCAGUAUCGGUGUGCCCAAGUGGUGCUAGCCGUGUGAUUGAAGUUCCCCAGGUCGAGGAUUGCCUUCAACCCGUGAUUAACAUAAUUCCAUUACAGUUGUUAGCCUAUCACCUGACAGUAUUGCGCGGCUUUAAUGUUGAUCAACCUCGAAAUCUGGCAAAAAGUGUGACGACACAGUAGAUAGACAUGUACAGAAAGCGUCUCCAAACUGUUUCUUGCUUGAAGAGAGCUUAAUUGCUACGGCGUAUUUUGCAAAGGCAGCCUUGUAAGUUGUAAGUUGUAAGUUGUAAGUUCAGUUCUGAUACUGUAUAAUACGUUAACUUUGAAUGUAGUUUCUGAUUCAUAACCCUUUUUUUAAAAUGAAAAUGCUCAUAGAAUUCUUUCCGA
Molecule: messenger RNA, 2540 nt
Organism: Amaranthus tricolor (Joseph's coat)
Lineage: Eukaryota; Viridiplantae; Streptophyta; Magnoliopsida; Caryophyllales; Amaranthaceae
Product: glutamine--fructose-6-phosphate aminotransferase [isomerizing] 1
Exons: 11
Coding region: 279-2333 (684 amino acids)
Biological process (GO): carbohydrate derivative biosynthetic process; UDP-N-acetylglucosamine metabolic process; fructose 6-phosphate metabolic process
Molecular function (GO): carbohydrate derivative binding; L-glutamine:D-fructose-6-phosphate transaminase (isomerizing) activity
Source: RefSeq, a predicted model, not a curated record